This is a messenger RNA of Acomys russatus (golden spiny mouse), 2224 nucleotides long. RefSeq names its product transmembrane protein 39A (gene Tmem39a). Bases 376 to 1836 code for a protein of 486 amino acids. The record is from RefSeq and is a predicted model, not a curated record. Gene Ontology annotation, biological process: negative regulation of autophagosome assembly; negative regulation of autophagosome maturation. Gene Ontology annotation, cellular component: endoplasmic reticulum membrane. NCBI's taxonomy places the organism in Eukaryota, Metazoa, Chordata, Mammalia, Rodentia, Muridae. The transcript is spliced from 9 exons.
UCAUCGCUGUGCGCUGCCACGUCUCCUCAGCUCCUGGGCGAUGGAGGCUGAGGAUGAGUGGUGAUGGGGUCGGGCUCUGCUUCUGGCUUUAGCUCUGGCUCUGGCAAGAACUCCCGGUCUGGGUCUGGUAACCUAGAGACCCGACACGUUUUUUCGACUCUCCAGUGGGGUCCUGCCUGCGUCCCGGCAGCUGUUUUGGAGAGCUUCAAAGAAGGGAGGGAGUUCGGGUGCCCGGGGUCGGAUCUGUGAAGCCGCCUCCUCCUCCAAGGGAUCCCGCUCCGUGGCCCGCCUGUUCCAUGCAGUUGAAAUAACGUUGACAGCCAUUAGCCUGGGUUGCAACUGCAGGUGGCACUGGAAACUGACCGGUUCCUGGACAUGCCCAGUAGAAGGAGGGGUCCUAGUCGGCAGCAGCUAAGCCGGUCAGCUUUACCGUCUAUACAGACUUUGGUUGGUGGUGGCUGUGGUAAUGGAACAGGCUUGAGGAACAGGAAUGGUAGUGCUAUUGGCCUUCCAGUCCCACCUAUCACAGCCUUAAUCACCCCAGGUCCUGUUCGUCAUUGCCAAAUCCCUGACUUGCCAGUAGAUGGGAACCUGUUCUUUGAAUUUCUUUUCUUCAUCUACCUGCUGAUUGUUCUGUUCAUUCAGUAUAUCAACAUCUAUAAGACUGUGUGGUGGUAUCCGUACAAUCAUCCUGCAUCUUGUACUUCACUGAAUUUUCAUCUCAUUGACUAUCACCUGGCAGCAUUCAUCACAGUAAUGCUUGCGAGGAGGCUCGUAUGGGCCCUCAUUUCAGAGGCCACUAAAGCAGGUGCAGCAUCUAUGGUUCACUACACAGCUCUGAUCCUGGCCCGGUUGGUGCUACUCACUCUGUGUGGAUGGGUGCUUUGUUGGACCCUCGUCAACCUCUUCCGAAGCCAUUCAGUCCUCAAUCUCCUCUUCCUCGGCUAUCCGUUUGGUGUUUAUGUUCCUCUCUGCUGUUUCCACCAAGAUAGCAGAGCUCAUCUUCUUCUCACAGACUAUGUGGUUCAGCACCAGGCGGUAGAGGAAGGUGCUUCAAAUGUGGGCAGUUUGGCCAAAUCCAAAGAUUUCCUCUCCUUACUGCUGGAGUCUCUAAAAGAACAGUUCAAUAAUGCCACGCCCAUCCCCACCCACAGCUGCCCCCUAUCUCCCGAUCUCAUUCGAAAUGAAGUAGAAUGCCUGAAAGCCGAUUUCAACCACAGAAUCAAGGAAGUCCUCUUCAACUCCCUCUUCAGUGCCUACUAUGUUGCAUUUCUACCGCUGUGUUUUGUGAAGAGUACCCAGUAUUACGACAUGCGCUGGUCAUGUGAGCACCUCAUUAUGGUGUGGAUCAAUGCUUUUGUCAUGCUUACCACGCAGCUGCUACCAUCCAAGUACUGUGAUUUGCUACAUAAAUCAGCUGCUCACCUGGGCAAAUGGCAGAAGUUGGAACAUGGGUUCUACAGCAAUGCACCACAGCACAUUUGGUCAGAAAACACAAUAUGGCCUCAAGGGGUGUUGGUGCGACACAGCAGAUGUUUAUAUAGAGCCAUGGGACCUUACAACGUGGCAGUGCCUUCAGAUGUAUCCCAUGCCCGCUUUUAUUUCCUGUUUCACCGCCCUUUAAGGCUGUUGAACCUGCUCAUCCUCAUCGAGGGCAGUGUUGUCUUCUACCAGCUCUAUUCCUUGCUGCGGUCGGAGAAGUGGAACCACACGCUCUCCAUGGCACUCAUCCUUUUCUGCAACUACUAUGUUUUAUUUAAGCUCCUCCGGGACAGAAUAGUCUUAGGCAGGGCAUACUCCUACCCCCUCAACAGUUACGAACUCAAGGCAAACUAAGCUGACUCUCAACAAUGAGGGAGAACUCAGAUAAAAAUAUUUUCAUACGAUCUAUUUUUUUCUUGCGAUUUUUAUAAAUAUUUAAGAUAUUUUAUAUUUUGUAUACUAUUAUGUUUUGAAAGUUGGGAAGGGUAAGGGAUAUUAAAUGUAUCCAUAAACAAGGUGAUGUGAUCAUUCAUGUGUUAGCAUAUCUGAAUAUUAUACAUGAGAGAUCGCCCCUUCAGUAAAAGAUUGACGUGUUUGUCUGGCUCUGGGGUAAUGUUCACUUAGGAACACGUUCUGCAUAUCACUUGAUACAGUGUCUUUGGUGUAUUUGUUUUCUUCCAAAUCUUUUUUAUUAUUUUUAGUUCCUCCCCUGGCCAUAAUUAUUGCUAUAGGAAAGAGAUGA